This is a messenger RNA of Anopheles nili, 1481 nucleotides long. Its product is annotated as corticotropin-releasing factor-binding protein. Gene Ontology annotation, molecular function: corticotropin-releasing hormone binding. The transcript is spliced from 6 exons. The record is from RefSeq and is a predicted model, not a curated record. Bases 158 to 1216 code for a protein of 352 amino acids. Gene Ontology annotation, biological process: negative regulation of corticotropin secretion; hormone-mediated signaling pathway; negative regulation of corticotropin-releasing hormone receptor activity. Lineage: Eukaryota; Metazoa; Arthropoda; Insecta; Diptera; Culicidae.
AAUACGAUCAAUUGCGAGGUUUGUGAUCUGCUGCGCCACGCAACGAGCUGCCUCCAAGGGUCAAAGGAGCCGGAAAAUUCGCACGUCUUCAAACUUCAGUUCAUUGAGGCAGCAAAGACGACAACGGCAGGCGAGCGAAUCCUGCACCCAACGAAGGAUGGCCAUGCGAGGUGUGAUGAUGUUGUUUUUUCAGGUCCUGAUACUCUGCUUCCAGGCGAAGGCCUGGCAUGCUGUACGACGAUCGUUCGAGCUGGAGCAGGCGGCAUCCCAGGAGAAAGUUCAUCUCGUUUCGGAUUGCAUGCACGUAACAUCUGAGGAAGGCGAGUUCUCGUUCGUUAAGUUACCACCGAUGCGAUCCACACCGAAGCAUGCCCACUGGAUGGCGCACAGGGAUACGGUGGAGGUUGAAACCGGCGGUUUGACCGCAGAAACCGGUGACUCAUCUGCGGUGGACGUCGAUGCUGCGGCCUCUACCGUGUGCGGUAUCUAUUUCGUCGCCGAUCCAGAUCAGAUAAUCGAGGUGACGAUGAAGCAGGUCAACGUGGAUUGCCACUCAGGAGGGUUGAUGGCAUUCGUCGAUGGUUGGGAACUGAAUGGGCAGUACUUCCCGGGUGAACGGGAUCACGAGAAACCGCUGGAUCUUCGUGUGCAGGAGUUCUGCAAUGAGCAUAGUGGUGGGCCGUGGCCUGUGAAGGCUGCGGCCUCUAAUACUUGGGUAUUCCGGUCCAGUCAGAAUGCAGCCCUUAUGCAAUAUCGUAUUCCGGUGCGUGGAUCGUUCGUACUGUCGGCUCGUUUCCUCUAUAACGCGAAACCUUGCAACAUCAUGGCUGAAGGACUGGCUCCGUAUUACAUGCUCCGCAACUAUGGCCACCGUCGGAACUGCACUCUGAUCGCUUUGUUUCCUGCCGUCGUCUCCGUGAUCGCCAUGGAAGUAGGAGAAAUCAAUGAGAGUGUCCAUUACUGCGAGCGCGUUAGGGUGGAUGAUAAGCUCGAGAUUGGAGGAUCAACAGGACUCGAUCCGUCCUACCAGCUGAUGCGAUCUAGCACGAUCUGUGGUCGCAGCCGUGGACGUAUGGACCUCGAGCAGACGAUCCUCUGCGGUACGACUUCUGUGCGGCUUAUCUCGAGUGGACGACAUAACAACCAGGCGAUGGUGACUAUCCGCAUGGCCGACGAAUCUGACCUCCGGCUGGCGACGGUAAUCUGCGAAAUGUAAGGGGAUGUAUGUGUGCGUUGUGUGUGUGUGUGUACAUGUAUAGCCGUGACCAAACCUUCGCGAGGACGUCGAAGCAUAUCCAGUACUGUAGCGCCCAUAGCCCAAGGAAUUCACGAACUAAAGCACAUCCCGAUCAGGCAGAAGAGACCAAGGAUUCAGGAUGCGAGUGCUUCGAGAAAUAUAGAGAGGGGAAUAUAUCGUGAUCAAGCGAGCACGUUAUGUUCAGGUGAAUUGUUGAAAUCUUCAAGCUCCCCGCAUCUUCAAA